AUGAUGACGGAGGAUGACAUAUAUCAACUCAUUGUUAAGAAUCUUGCAACCUAUGAUUCUCUAUUAGAGCAGUUGCAAGCUAGUUUUGAAGAAGGUUACCAUCAGUUGAGCAGAGCGAAUUAUCACAAUAAGAACACACUUCGAGGAUCAUAUGGUAAGGAUUACUGGGACGAAACUUAUACAGGAAACAGGUAUAUCUCCAUUAAUGACAAGCACUCUGUUUCGGAGACUGAAGAGCCGUUGCAUAUUGCCAAUGACGAAGAAAUCAUUCCUGAGAAAGAUGAAGCAACCAAUGAGAAUUUAAAGAAGAGAAAACAAAGAGAAAAACUAUUGGCAAAGGUGAAGAAGGAUCCUAUAUAUAUGUUCGGAGGUGCCCUUUCAAUCCCAAGCUCUUUGAAACAAUGUCAAUUAUCUUUCAAAGCUUCGAUGCCGGUACUUUAUCAACUACUAGAACUUCGACGUACUCUUAAUGGUCUACUUGACGCACUAGGGACUCUGUCAAAUUCAGCUUAA
Messenger RNA from Kluyveromyces lactis, 513 nucleotides. It is a transcript of the gene VMA22, whose product is annotated as Vma22p. Gene Ontology annotation, cellular component: extrinsic component of endoplasmic reticulum membrane; Vma12-Vma22 assembly complex. The coding region runs from base 1 to 513 and encodes 170 amino acids. NCBI's taxonomy places the organism in Eukaryota, Fungi, Ascomycota, Saccharomycetes, Saccharomycetales, Saccharomycetaceae. The record is from RefSeq and is a predicted model, not a curated record. The transcript has a single exon. Gene Ontology annotation, biological process: vacuolar proton-transporting V-type ATPase complex assembly.